UGUGGCGCCGCGGAAGGCAGCGAGCGGCAGACGUGCAGACAGAGCGGUGCACGGGCGCGCACCAGCAGCAGCAGCAGCUCCCCGCACCCUCACCGGUCUGCACGCUGCCGGGACUCCACCGUGUCGGCUUCAGAGUGGUGAAAAAUGUUGUGGCGGACUCAACUCGCCGUCUCUGCUGUGAUCACGCUGCACGUCAUUGGUUCAGCUCUGAUCCCUGCGACAGCCAUGGAGGACAGCCGAGAGUGUCGGGAGCACGAGUACAAGGAUCGUUUCGGGAACUGUAAACCAUGCAAGCAGUGUGAUGCCGGACAGGAGCUGUCAAAGGAAUGUGGCUUUGGCUAUGGAGAGGAUGCCCGGUGUGUGCCCUGCCGGACCAGCCGCUUCAAGGAGGACAGGAGUCGGCAGAAGUGCAAGCCCUGCCUGGACUGUGGACUCCUCAACCGCUUCCAGAAGGGCAACUGCUCCACCACCAGCAACGCUGUGUGUGGCGAGUGUCUGCCGGGGUACUACAGGAAGACGAAACUCAGCGGCUUCCAAGACAUGGAGUGCAUUCCGUGUGGGGACCCUCCGCCUCCGUUUGAGCCUCAUUGUAGCCGGCGUGUGAAGCUGGUGCCGCUGCCCUCGGUGGUGACCAGCCCCCGGGACAUGGCCCUGGCCGCCAUCAUCUGCAGCGCUCUGGCCACCGUGCUGCUGGCGCUGCUGGUCCUCUGUGUCAUCUACUGCAAGAGACAGCUGCUGGAGAAGAAGCCCAGCGCUGCGUCUCUCAGGACCCCGGACUCUAGUGCUGCAGCCGAGCUGUCGCAUCUGGACCCUCACUGGCUCCACGACUUCCCCCAGACCUCCUGCUGCCACUGUCACCCGAGUCCUGGACACGUCUGUGGUCCCGUCCACUUGAUCCCACCUCUGUGCUGUGAGGACCGCUGCAGCCUGGGCCACAGUUCCUUCCACUCGCAGCCCAGUCUCUGGGACCGAGGCUCAGACCAGGACCACCAGGGCCACCCGGAGCCGGGUCCUUCCCCCGAGGGCUGCGGGCUCCCAGAACCUGCUGACGAUGGGGACGGGAAGGAAGAGGCGUCCAGGUGCAGGGACACGUCACCUGAGCUGCCGAGUCUACAGACGUGAGGAGGGCAGUGACCUGGAGCGGACCACGGUCCAGCAGCUGGUGUUUAUGAAGCUUUUGUGUCCUGAGAGUGUUCGACUCCACGUCCGACUGUGACGGACCUGCACCUGGAGAGACGCUGCAGAACCAGACGAAGAAGAUUCUGGAGGCAAUUCCUGUAGAUAUUGUAAUAUAAAUAUAUAUGUAUGAAACAACAGCAACAUAUUUUUGUAAAAGUGCUCCCGACUGAUGUUUACUCUCACUUGUUUGUAAAUAAAACACAUCAAGAAGUUGUUUCCUCGGAUCGUGUUGGUGACAGAAGUCACGUCCGUGUUCUGGGGCGUUUCUGAGGGU
This is a messenger RNA of Synchiropus splendidus (mandarinfish), 1453 nucleotides long. Its product is annotated as tumor necrosis factor receptor superfamily member 19-like. Gene Ontology annotation, biological process: positive regulation of JNK cascade; positive regulation of canonical NF-kappaB signal transduction. Gene Ontology annotation, molecular function: signaling receptor activity; protein binding. The record is from RefSeq and is a predicted model, not a curated record. The coding region runs from base 145 to 1122 and encodes 325 amino acids. Gene Ontology annotation, cellular component: plasma membrane. NCBI's taxonomy places the organism in Eukaryota, Metazoa, Chordata, Actinopteri, Syngnathiformes, Callionymidae. The transcript is spliced from 10 exons.